Molecule: messenger RNA, 1421 nt
Organism: Durio zibethinus
Lineage: Eukaryota; Viridiplantae; Streptophyta; Magnoliopsida; Malvales; Malvaceae
Source: RefSeq, a predicted model, not a curated record
AAGCGUUCGUCUCCGCGUUGCCUCUGCAAUCCUCCAAAACUUUGCUAACUUGAUCUUCAUGAAUUCAAGAACUGUUGCAUCCACAGUUUCCUGCAAAUCGGGGAACAAGAACGAUUUUAUUUUCUGGAUUUUGGCUUGCUUGCUUCCUAGUUUUCUAGGAUCCCCUGUUGCAUACGUUAACUUCCUGCUAUUUAAGGCCAUUGUUAGGUGCCCUUCUUCAUCUAUUCGCAUAGUGGAAUCAUUCAGCGAGAUCCAUUUAUAGCCUCAAAAGCUUUUUAAAAUUAUCCGCCUGAUUUCAUAUAAGCAGCAUGGUUUCCUCUCACUUAUCUAGUUUAAAUGGAUCCCACAUUCACAAAGCCUUCCAGAAUCAUUUGCUUUUUCCCAAGGGGCAACCUGGUACUUUGACCUCUGAUCAUCUUGAGUUUGAUUUCUCUGAUGUGUUUGGGCCUGCUCCUGUUCAAGCCUCAAUGAAAAUCAGCACUGAGAAUCCUAAAAAUCUGGUUGUUAUGACUGAAUCAAAUGAAUUGCUUUAUGAUGAUCCAGCUGUCAUCUGUAGCCGCUCACACUCCUUGGUUGGUCCCUCAACUUAUGUUAGCCAGUCAUUGAAGCUUAGCAAGCUUAUAUUACGUGAAACAGGGGAUUCCUUGGAACUUGUAGAAGGAGUCAGGGAAGAGGCUCAAAAAGAGCUCACAGAACCUUCAAUUAUUGACGUCAUUCCCAAGAACCCUGAUGGUCAUGUAGAGAGUCAACCCGUGGAACAGCAGUAUGUGGGACUCAUAGAUUUUGAAGUUUUAAAGGUUGUUGGCCAAGGUGCUUUUGGAAAGGUGUAUCAAGUAAGGUUGAGCAAUACCUCUGACAUAUAUGCGAUGAAGGUCAUGCGCAAGGAUAAGAUUAUGGAGAAAAAUCACACUGAAUAUAUGAAAUCUGAGAGGGAUAUAUUAACAAAAGUGGAUCACCCCUUCAUUGUGCAGCUCAGAUACUCAUUCCAAACCAAGUAUAGGCUGUAUCUUGUGCUUGACUUUGUUAAUGGGGGGCAUCUUUUCUUCCAGCUUUACCGCCAGGGCUUGUUCAGGGAAGAUUUGGCUCGCAUAUAUACUGCAGAGAUAGUAUCAGCUGUUUCUCAUAUCCAUGCAAAUGGCAUAAUGCACAGGGAUCUAAAACCUGAAAAUAUUCUUCUUGAUGCAGAUGGGAAUGUUAUGCUGACUGAUUUUGGCCUAGCAAAGGAAUUUGACAAAAAUACAAGAUCCAAUUCCAUGUGUGGAACUUUAGAAUAUAUGUCACCUGAAAUUGUUCUUGGCAAAGGCCAUGACAAGGCUGCCGAUUGGUGGAGUGUGGGAAUUCUACUCUUUGAAAUGCUUACUGGGAAGGUUGGUAUAUGAUUAUACACUCUGAUAAUUUUAUUUGUGUUCUACCAAUCUGUG